AUCUUGGCCAUUCCUCCGAGCUGGCGUUCGUUGUGGAGCCAAGCGAUGACAUAGCUGUACAGGAGCAACCCUUGAUCCUCUACUGCCAGGUGGAGGGCAUCCAGCCCAUCACCAUCACGUGGCGGAAGAAUGGCGCACUGAUCGUGGACAGUGAGAAUGCCUUCAUGUUGGCCAACGGGUCACUCUACGUCUCCCGCUUCCAGAGGCUCCGGGGAGAUGGGUCCUCGGAUGAAGGCGAGUACGACUGCAUGGCACAAAACCACUACGGGCUGGUGGUGAGCAGGAAGGCCAAGAUUCAGGCAGCGACAAUGUCUGACUUCCACAUCCACCCUCAGAACGCAGUGGUGGAGGAAGGCGGUGUAGCAAGAUUCCAGUGCCAGAUCCACGGCUUGCCAGAGCCGGUCAUCCUCUGGCAAAAGAACCGCAUGCCGGUCAACACAGACAAUGAAAGGUACACACUGCUUCCCAAGGGAGUCCUCCAGAUCACGGGACUGAGGGCAGAAGACAGUGGGAUUUUUCACUGUGUUGCUACCAAUAUUGCUAAUGUGAAGUUCAGCCGGGAGGCCAGGCUCACCGUGUCAGGCUCCCACUCCACUGUUUACAAGGACCCCAUGAUACUUGUUGGCCCGGAGAACCUCACGCUGACAGUGCACCAGACCGCGGUGCUGGAGUGCAUCGCAACCGGCAACCCCCGGCCCAUCGUCUCCUGGAGCCGCUUAGACGGCCGCCCCAUUGGCGUGGAGGGGAUCCAGGUGCUGGGCACAGGAAAUCUGAUGAUCUCAGACCUCACCGUGCAGCAUUCGGGCAUCUACGUGUGCGCCGCGAACAAACCCGGCACGCGGGUGAGGAGGACCGCGCAGGGCAGCCUCGUUGUACAAGCCCCUGCAGAGUUUGUGCAGCAUCCCCAGUCCAUUUCUAGGCCCGUGGGGACUACUGCUAUCUUCACAUGUGUGGCCCAAGGGGAGCCCCCACCCCAGAUCACUUGGCUGAGGAACGGGCAGAUCCUGGAGACCAGUGACCACAUUAAGCUGAAGAAUAACAACAGCACUCUCACCAUCUAUGGGAUCAACCAGGCGGAUGAAGCCAUCUACCAGUGCAUCGCCGAGAACAGCGCCGGCUCCACGCAAGCCAGCGCUCGCCUCACGGUCCUGUGGGCAGAUGGGCUGCCCGGUCCUCCCCAGAGCGUGAAGGCUGAGACGGUCUCUGCAACCACCAUCCAGGUGUCCUGGACUGAACCUCUGCAGAACACCAAGGAGAUCAUCGGCUACGUGCUGCACAUUCGCAAAGCUGCAGAUCCUGUAGAGAUGGAGUAUCAGGAGGCUGUAAGCAAGAGCACCUUCCAGCAGCUAGUGACUGAUUUAGAGCCCUCGACCAGCUAUAGCUUUUACAUAAAGGCUUACACCUCCCGAGGUGCCAGCAAAGCCUCAGAAGUCACAGUGGUGAGCACGCUGGGAGAAGUCCCAGCCAUGCCAUCCCUCUUUAUUAAAGUCAUUAACAGCACAGCCAUCCAGGCGAUGUGGGAGCCCUCCAUCAAGCUGGGCCAGCAUGAAGGCUUCAAGCUGUAUUACCGCAAGGUCCACCUCUCCCAGUACACAGGUCCAGUGCUACUGCCCAGCAAUGUAACAGCAUACAACAUUACCCACCUGGAUGCCUCAGUGGUGUAUGAAGUCAAGCUCCUUGCCUAUAACCAGCACGGGGAUGGAAAUUCAACUGUUCGCUUUGUGUCCUUGAGGGAAACUGUGGAGAGGACAGUGCUGAAUCCCCCGUGUGACUGCAUGAAGGAUGAGCAGAACAAUAAAACCUCCACAACCGGCAUCAUCAUUGGGAUCCACAUCGGUGUCACGUGCAUCAUAUUCUGCAUCCUCUUCCUCAUGUUUGGGUACAGAGGAAGGCUGCUGAUGUGCAAAAACGUGCAGGAGCAGCUGACAACACCACAGAUCCCCAGGAGCCAGCGGAGCGCCACGGGCCUUGUCCUGAACGGGGCCACUCGCAGGGACAGGGAUGACCGGGACUUGAACGGAAAGCAGCUGGAUAUGAAUGAGCUGGAGAGGUUAUUCCCAGCAUCCCCAUCCCAGGAGCAGCAGGAUAAGGGAAUAACGUCGGCUCCACCAGCCCCCCAUGAUGAAACUCAGAUAACCACACUCCCUCUGGAUGAGUUCAGCAUCAUUGAGGAGCAGCCAGACCCC
Molecule: messenger RNA, 2186 nt
Organism: Nestor notabilis (Kea)
Lineage: Eukaryota; Metazoa; Chordata; Aves; Psittaciformes; Psittacidae
Gene: IGDCC3
Product: immunoglobulin superfamily, DCC subclass, member 3
Exons: 13
Biological process (GO): cell-cell adhesion; axon guidance
Cellular component (GO): plasma membrane; axon
Molecular function (GO): protein binding
Source: RefSeq, a predicted model, not a curated record